UCCAAGAGAGAGGAGAGGAGAGGAGAGGGGAGCCAGAGAGAGAGGGGCGCAAGGUUACAUUGCAAGCUCUUUCCAAAAAUGGGGGACGACCGACCUUUUGUGUGCAUGGCUCCCGGCUGUGGACAGAGGUUUACCAAUGAGGACCACUUGGCCGUGCACAAACACAAGCAUGAGAUGACACUGAAAUUCGGACCAGCCAGGACUGACUCUGUCAUCAUAGCAGACCAGACACCUACUCCCACCCGCUUCCUAAAGAACUGCGAGGAGGUUGGUCUGUUCAACGAGCUGGCAAGCUCCUUUGAUCAAGACGAUGACGAAAAGAGAGCAAAGAACUCUCACCAUGCUCCCAACUCUGUGGCCGUGGACAUGACCAUGCAGACAUCAUCAUCAUCAUCAGACGUGAAGGUGAAAGAAGAGGAACCUGUAGAGGUCGACUCCUCGCCACCAAGCAGCCCUGAUUCUUACUCUGGAGAUUCAGACGACAGCCUAGAGCCUUUGGUGAGAGGAAAUGACACACCACCCAGGAGUUCAGCCCCCACCCCAACUAUUGUGCGUCCAGGUUCCCUCCCACUACACUUGGGCUUCGAUGCCUUUCAGCCCACCAUGCCGUCACCCACAUCUGUCAUCACACAGACACCGCCUUCCAAUCGUACUCUGGGUUCUCCAACCAGCCACUACCCCAUGAUGAUGCUUCCCUCAGGGCAGGCAGUGCCUGUGCUCCCUGGUCCAUUACACAUGCAGUCUGUCAUUAAUCUGGCCCGACCCAUGUGCAUGGUACCCAACAUUCCUGGGAUCCCCGGUCCUCCUCUGGGAGGCAGCAGCAGCGGCUCCAACUCCCCUUCUGGCUACAGCAUCCACUCAGAGGCCAAGAUGCGUCUGAAGGCUGCACUGUCCCAGAGCCCGUUAGGAUACAGUAUGGGGGCUAUGGCCAUGGGCGGCAGCCCCAUGGUACCAGGGAGGGCCGAGCAGAGCCAGCUGCUCGUCCAACAUCCAGAUGCUCCAUCACCUGCACAACCUCAGGUAUCUCCAGCACAGCCUACAGGUGGGCGGCGGCGGCGGACGGCAGAAGAUGAUCCAGAUGACAGAAGGCAGCGCUUCCUCGAGAGGAAUCGGGCCGCUGCGUCGCGCUGCAGACAGAAACGCAAACUGUGGGUCAACUCCCUAGAGAAGAAGGCCGAGGAGCUCUGCAACAUGAACGUCUCGCUGUCGAAUGAAGUGUCUCUGUUGCGGAACGAGGUGGCUCAUUUGAAACAGCUGCUGCUCGCCCACAAGGACUGUCCUGUGACCAACCUACAGAAGAAGACCGCCUACUUAGCUGCAGAAGAGAGCAUGAAAGACACCUCAGAGCCUACAGGUUCCCCCGCCCCGGUGAUCCAGCACAGCUCUUUGGCGCACAGCCCAUCCGCAGGGCACAACGGCCUGAGCUCAAGGGCAGCAGCUGAGGCCAUGGCUAUGUCUGUGCUGGCAGGAAUGGGCCAGCAGCAGAGGGGUGAGGGCGGACCCUCUCACAUUAUCAUGGCUGCACAGUCUCAUACUGCUGCCAGAUGAUGAGCGAUGCCAACGCGGCCCAGACUUGGCUCACACGCGUCACCCAGGGGUAAAAAAGAGCAGCGGACCCCCACCCCCUUCCCCUCCUCCCAACUUUCCCCAAUCUAGAAGUCCAAAUUUCUCAUCUUCGCUGUGCUCUCUCUGACCCUCCGGUGGAGCCAUCACGCUGUGGCCUGGAGCUCAGCAGCAGCCUUCUGGGAAUGGACUGAGACUUUUGAGAGAGCUUCCUGUUCACUUUGCCAUAGACUACAGGGGCUGGACUCCAACCUCACAUCCUCGUAUCCCCUCUGUGCUUCCCCGCCCAUCACACCCUCAGUCAAAAAGACUCUUCACUGGACUGUAGGACUGCAUCGCUCCGAGUGUACUGCCGUAAUGAACUUCCACACGUGCACAGUCUCUAACACACAGUUGUUGCAUAAACACUCUCGAUCAAAUCAAACACCAAACACCACACGGGGCUUUACACUGUUUUCAGCAGGGAAUUGUGCCUUGUGCUCCUCCACUUUUUAUCCAUGCACACACCCACACAUGCCAUCACAGCAUACGUCCCUUAUACAUCCCUGGCUCCAAAGAUGCAGUAGCUGUCUAGACGUCAGUGACUCAGAUCUCUUUUGUAAAUGGUUCCACCUCAAGGUGAUCUCAACACGGACCCAAAAACCUUACCUCAAUUACUCCCCCUUUCUGAAUAAACUGUGUGUGUGAUUA
Messenger RNA from Sebastes umbrosus (honeycomb rockfish), 2253 nucleotides. RefSeq names its product activating transcription factor 7a (gene atf7a). The coding region runs from base 79 to 1548 and encodes 489 amino acids. NCBI's taxonomy places the organism in Eukaryota, Metazoa, Chordata, Actinopteri, Perciformes, Sebastidae. The record is from RefSeq and is a predicted model, not a curated record. Gene Ontology annotation, molecular function: cAMP response element binding; DNA-binding transcription factor activity, RNA polymerase II-specific. The transcript is spliced from 12 exons. Gene Ontology annotation, biological process: regulation of transcription by RNA polymerase II.